Molecule: messenger RNA, 1020 nt
Organism: Didymodactylos carnosus
Lineage: Eukaryota; Metazoa; Rotifera; Eurotatoria; Philodinida; Philodinidae
Source: the annotation of a GenBank genome assembly
AUGUCUGCAACAACAGAUGAGUGCAAAUCAUCGUCUCUUCGUAAUGAAAAUUCAAUAUUUUUAUAUGAUGUUCCAAUUACAGUGCAAAAAGUGUCCAAAGCUGUGACAUUUUUAUUUCACUUAUUUUUUCAACGAAAAUUUAUUGUUCAUCGUCUAACUGGCUUAGCCUAUUUGGUUCAAUAUGCAAUGGCUCUCUAUUUAUAUUUUAAAAAUUAUGAAUUAUUCAAAAAUUCAUGCUUAAUUUGGUCCUUGCCAUUAACCGGUCUACUUCAAUCAAUAACAGCUAUAUUUACAUUUACAUUUUUACCGAAAAAUAAACUUGAUUCUGGUUAUUAUACUGAUCGUGGCUUACUAUCCUACGCGUUUAUUCUUGAAAACUCAUUUUUUUCCGGUAUACUACUGUUUCCAUGGCUAUAUUAUUCUGAUCGAUUCUAUAGUUUUAUCAGUUCCUCGAUAAUCAUCGAUAAUAUUGUAGUAUUUAUCCCCUAUAUACCGAGAAUGUUAUGGCCAAAAACACAAUUGAGAGAAUCAUUGAAAAAUGCUUCGAAAAUUAAAACAAAAUCAAGUAGAAUAUUUUAUCUUUUUAUUACAACGAUGACAAAAGUAUUUUAUAUCUGGGCCAAACAUUAUAUUGGCUAUUUUUUGAAUUAUAUUCGAUUUCUGAAUCGGGCAACAGAUGAGCAAAUAUAUCAUAUUUAUUUACUGUUAAUAUUUAGUGCAUUUGCCACAACAAUAUCAAUAUUUCUUCAUACAUUAAAAUUUAAAGGAUAUAUUGCACCGAAAACAUCAGUUAUGUUGUAUGUGAUAUCUUAUUUAGCCACAUUUUAUUCAUUUAUACAAAUACGUGAAGUAUUCAUUGUCAAUCUCGAUAUAACAUUCUAUGUACUAAUAGGCCUGGUAUUAAACUUUACCCGAUUUCAACAUCCGUAUCAAUUUUGUUUAAUGAUUUUAUUUAAUCUAUUUAAACAUAAUGGAUUGCCAGCAAAUGUAAUCCAAUAUUUGUUUUUAACUACACGAUAG